GGAUGCAAACACAAAGUUAUACCCUGGAUGUAAAGCAUUUUCUAAGUUGUCAUUUCUCAUCACCUUGUAUCACAUGAAAUGCUUACAUGGAUGGUCACAAGAAUCAUUUACAAUGCUACUUGGUGUUUUGUCUGAUGCACUUCCACAGGCACAACUACCAAAGAAGUACUAUGAGGUACAAAAAAUCAUCCGUGACUUAGGCCUUGACUACGAGAAAAUUCAUGCAUGCCCCAAUGAUUGCAUGCUUUUCCGAGGUGAACGAGCUGAUCAAGAGUCUUGCCAUGUGUGUGGCAGCUCGCGUUGGGUUACAAAUGAGAAGAAAGACUCCCAAGCUGAAUCUGUAUCUAAGCAGAAGAAGAAACUAGCCAAGGUGUUGCGUUACUUUCCUUUGAUACCGAGGAUUCAAAGGCUCUUUGCAACAAGAAAAACAUCAGAUGACAUGUGUUGGCACGAUGAGGGUCGUACUAAAGAUGGAAAGAUACGGCAUCCAGCUAAUGGCGAGUGUUGGAAAGAUCUUGAUGCUAGAUACCCCAGUUUUGUUGUUGAUCCUCGUAAUCCGCGCCUUGGCAUUUUGAGUGAUGGAUUUAACCCUUUUCGGAGUAUGAGUUCAAAACAUAGUACUUGGCCAGUGAUGCUUAUCCCGUACAACCUACCGCCUUGGAUUUGCAUGAAAGAAACAUCUCUAAUUUUAUCGAUGAUCAUUCCUGGACCAGCUUCCCCUGGGAAUGACAUUGAUAUAUAUUUGCAGCCACUGAUUGAUGAGCUCUUACAGUUAUGGGAUGGUGUAGACACAUUUGACGCUUCCUCGUAGGAGAUAUUUCCACUCAAGGCUGCACAGUUAUGGACUUUAAAUGAUUUUCCAGCAUUAGCUUACCUGUAUGGUUGGAGCACAAGUGGUAAAUAUGGGUGUCCAUCAUGUGGUCCUUCUACAAGAUCAUUUCACCUGGAUAAGAGUAUGAAACUUUGUUAUAUGGGUCAUCGUCGUUGGUUACCACAGGGUCAUGUAUUUCGAAACCGAAGAAGGCAGGAAUUUGAUGGCACUAAAGAGACAGAAUUGGCACCGACAACUAUGAGUGGUAGUUCAGCUUUGAAAAUGUUGCAAGGCAGAGUGUUUGUGUUAGGCAAAAAAGGCAAUGUAGCAAAGAAAGCAAAGGGUGGAAAGAAGGUCAAAAACAGUGAAAAAGAAAAUGAAAAGAAUCAAGAACCGAAGCAUAAAAGGAAGGAAGGCAACAAGAAGUCAAUUAAGAACCAAGGUAAGCCUGAGAAGAAGCCUGAGGAUUGGUUCAAAAAAUCAAUAUUUUUCAACUUGCCAUAUUGGGAACUUAACAAGUUAAGGCACAAUCUCGAUGUAAUGCACAUAGAAAAGAAUGUGUUUGAUAAUUUAAUUGGAACAUUGUUGGAUAUUGAUUCUAAAACAAAGGAUGGCCUUAAUGCAUGGCUUGAUUUGGCAGAAAUUGGUGAAAAUGGAAUUCGACAUAAUCUUCAUCCUGCUAUAGAUGAUAAUGGAAAAGUAGUAUUGCCUGAUGCACCAUUGACUAUGUCUCCAAAAAAGCAAGAAAUACUUUGUUCAGUGAUGCACAAUAUUAGGACCUCCGAUGGAUAUGCAUCAAAUUUUUCUAGGCAUGUCAACAUGAAAGAUUGUACAAUCUCAGGUCUCAAAAGUCAUGAUUGUCAUGUUAUUCUGGAAGAUAUUCUUCCUCUAGCACUUCGAUCCUGUUACCCACACAAAGAGGUCAUGGAAAUAGUUAUCGGGCUGUCUAAUUUCUUCAAGAAACUAUGCUCGAAAGUGUUAUAUGUCUCUGAGCUUGACGAACUUCAAGAGAGUAUUGUGAUGACACUUUGCAAUAUGGAGAGAAUUUUUCUUCCAUCAUUCUUUACUAUCAUGGUGCAUCUAAUGGUGCACUUGGUUGAAGAAGUUACACUUGGUGGUCCAGUGCACUAUCGGUGGAUGUACCCCCUAGAGAGAUCAUUUGUUCGGCUGAAAGCACUUGUGCGCAAUAGAGCAUUUCCUGAAGGUUCAAUUGCUGAAGGGUAUCUUGCCCAAGAAUGCUUGACCUUUUGUUCAAGAUUUCUAGAAGGAACUACACGUUUUACAAGACCAUCAAGAAACCCUGAUCCUUCAGACAAGAUAACCGCUGCAGAUUCUGUCAUGACCUCAAGAGACAUCAAUGUACUGGGUAGCCGCCUUCCUAAUUGCAUCUUCCAUCUCGCUGGUACAGGAAGUAACAUAGUGCACUGAUUUAGCUGUGCUAACUCGGUCAUCGGGGCUUUGUAAUGUUUUACUAAGGCUUGACCCUUUGUUUAUUUCUAAUCUUGCUUGUAAAGAUUGUAUACUGACCUCAUGUUUUGCAAACUGAAAAUCUGAAGCAUCUCGUUGUAGAUUGUGUCAUGAGCUCAAGAGACAUCAAGGUGAUGUGUAGCCAUUUGCCUAAUUGAAUGUUCCAGCUCUCUGUAACAGUAUUAACGAUGGCGAGGAUACCAAGACGACUUUAGGACUUGAACCUUACAAUGCAUGAUGCAAAACAUGUGCAGCUUGCUGAAGAAAAUCUGCAAGGUCCUCCAAAGAUUGAUAAUAUAGUACCAGGAAGGUCUCAUGAAUCCACUAGCCAAAUCAAGAUAAUUUGGCCAAAUGGAGAGACGCGGCAGAUUGUAGGGGAAUUUCGGCUGAAGAAUUUAUCCCAGGUACAUGGUGGAAAGAUAAUUGUGGAGACUAACGAAAAAGGUGUUCCGAAUGAAAGGUCUGGUUCCAUUCUUAGUAGCUAUCUUAGCGACGUUGCAGAGAACUCCACAUUUGCACCACUGAACAUUCCAAGACGGGACAAUGAAUUAUUUGUCCAGAGAAAGAACAACAUGAUCAAGGAUGUAGAGGAGAAAUUUGUCUAUCCAUCUGAGACAAAGCAGCUUACACGAGACUGGGUCCUAAUGACUGUUUGCAAAAGAUGGAGAGCCUACAAAUCUCGCUUGAAGAAAAAAUAUUUCAAACGGAAAGAGAGAUCUCUCCAGGAAAUUAUUAGUGAUGUUCCAAUAGGUGUUAAUAAGCAUCAACGGGAGAUUCUAGUUGGAAUGUGGUGCCAGGAUUCACACAUGAAGUUAUGCGAGAAAAACUCAGAGUGUGCAAAGCAACAGAAGAAUCCACACACAACCGGGAGAAAAAGCCAUGUCAGGCUACAAAAAGAGAUGGAAAUCAAAAGGAAAGCACCGGUCCACAAGAUUGACCUAUGAGAUGAAGCUCAUAAGAAAAAAGAUGGCAAUUACACAAGCGACAAUGUGAAGACAAUAAUGGAUGCAGCUAAUGAGGAGUUAAAAAAAAGGAAAAUCGAUCAUAAUGGUAGCCUUUCCAUUGACGAUUAUACUGAAGCCUUUAAAGGUGCACUUGAUAAAAGGGCAAAACUUUGAGGUUACUAUGAUGAAAAGUAUUGGAGCGGAGUAAAUGUUUCUCAGGGAAUAACUUUUGUUGGGAAAUCUGACCAAGAAAAUCUUCAGUUUGAAGUACGCAUGGUGAAAGAUAAUGUAGAAGAUGUCAAAGAUGAUGUAGAGGAUGUCAAAGGUGAUGUAAAGGAAGUCAAAGGUGAUGUAGGGGAUGUCAGAGGUCAGAUGGCUAUGAUUGCUGCAUUCCUUGCCAAAAAGUUUCCUGGAGAGAUUUGCAGAAAUGAAGUGGAUUCUCCUACAGAAAAUCAUCAAGUCACUCCACAUGACAGAGAUAACAAUCUCCAAUCUGAAUCUUAUAAUGUUCUUGAACAAUCAAAUAAUGAUGUGUAGGAGCCACAAACUACCAUGCAUGAGUUGCAGCAAACCAAAUCAAAAGAGGGUUGUGGCAAUGUGCAUUUACCACAUGAACAUGUGAUCACUAAGAAUGUCCAUGUUGAAAAUAAUCUUGCAGUGCGGCAAGGUGGCCCUGAACCAAGUUUACGACUUCACCAAGUCACUAACCAGGUUCAUCAAUAGCAAAUGUUCCAUUUCUUGAAAAAUAGGAUAAAGUUGAAGUCAUGUUGUAUUCGACGAACUUGAGAAACAAAGACAAACUUGUGGCCAAAGGAACUUUAGAGAGUAAAGAGAAAACAUAUGUGGUUGGAGGAAACAUGCUUGGAGUGCAAUACGUUGCGGUUCGUGUUCGCCGCUGUACAUAUCUAGGAGAUGAGAAACUAGUUAGACCAUAUGAAAAAUUCCAAACUGUAAGGGAUGCUAUGGGUUCUGUUAUUGCUUGGCCUCGCUCACAUGUAAAAAUAGUUCAGCCAACCCCUCCAGCACAAUCACAGAGCAUUGGGCGGUGAGGAUUUGAAAAGUGAGUGCAUUAAAGGAGCUAGGAGUGGCUGGGGAGCACUUGAAAAGGGAGUGCACUAGAGGAGUCGGGAGUAGUUGAUGAAUCAAUCUUUAAAUGAACAAAUAUUCUAGAUUAUGUAUAGAAUUUAGCUUCAUAGACAAAAAUAGUUCCAGUCUGUAGGAUCUUUUCUUAUUUAUUUGCAUCAUCGCAUGUUUCAUAUGAAUGUUACAUAUUAUUCAGCUGUGAACUCAAGUACUUUCAGUGGAGACAUUGUUCCUGCUAAUUAAUGCAUUGGAUGUUGUUA
Triticum urartu is the source of this 4565-nucleotide messenger RNA. NCBI's taxonomy places the organism in Eukaryota, Viridiplantae, Streptophyta, Magnoliopsida, Poales, Poaceae. The record is from RefSeq and is a predicted model, not a curated record.